Mycosarcoma maydis (corn smut) is the source of this 1143-nucleotide messenger RNA. RefSeq lists its product as uncharacterized. The transcript has a single exon. NCBI's taxonomy places the organism in Eukaryota, Fungi, Basidiomycota, Ustilaginomycetes, Ustilaginales. The record is from RefSeq and is a predicted model, not a curated record. The coding region runs from base 1 to 1143 and encodes 380 amino acids.
AUGGCUAUCACAUUGCAAACAGUGCUGCCGCAGAAGAUACUGCCUCGAGCACCGAGUCCAAAUGCAACCUCACCUAAUCCUGGCGUUCGCUCUACCAUCACACAGUUCAUUCCAGCUUCUCCGGAUGCUAGUCUAGAUCAAGGAUCGCCCGCAAACCCGACACACGGACCGGUUCUUAGUGGUGUGGCCUUUCCGAGCAGCAGCAGGACCAACCUCACGCGAGUCGCUAGCAACAGCUUUCAGGGUGGAAAGGAUGGGGGCGAAAUCUUAGCCCUGUCCAACAGCUCAGUGCAAGCUGCAAUGUCGCCAAGGAUGUCAAUGUCAGCCGGCGCCGGCUCAAGGCGCGGCAUAGCACACAGCCGUCGGGUCCUCGGUGUAGACAAGGAUACAACCGAAGCGUUCGCGCUUUCGCAGCUCACGAACGGCAAAGUUGAUGUCUCGUUCGAAGGCACUUUGGCUGAGUGCACACCGUCAUCGUCUUCCCAGAGCAUGCGCAAAGGCAAGGGAAAAGCAUGGGACGAAGGUGGUGACAGUGACAAAUAUCAGAAUGGACAUCCACCUUUAUUUGACAUCGAUCUCGAGUCAAGACAGCAAGCAGGAUCAAGCUCUUUCAGCAUCUCGCGUGCCGGCCGGCUAUUGCAGAUGGGGACCAAUUCGAUGCCUUGGAAUAAGUCGAAGAGCAACGACACUGUUCCUGCCUACGAGGAAGGAGCGGCAAACGCUAUUGCCACACCUCCGGCCGACUCUCGCGAUGACUCGCUCGACUUUUUCCGCUCACCAAAGGUCUCUACUGGUCACAAAUCAAACUACAGCGCUGGCCACGGUGGAGAGGAGGACGACUACCACACGGAGUUGGGCGCCUUUGACGAAGACCGCGAGCAGCUCCUCUACCCUGAUGCUGAAGAUGAUGCAGGUCAACCGGGCUAUUUCGCCUCCGGGGAUCGACAUUUGGGCUACAAUUCGCUGCAAGGCAGCGUGGGGAUAGGCGGCUACGGAGGUGCGGUCGGAUUUGAGCCGUUGACCUGGGCUGAAGGUGGCUGGAUGCUGCUCAGCAGCCUGUUUGUUGUAGUGCUGAUAGUUGUGGCCAUCUUGAUCAGCAUCGAUGUGAUCGACUGGCCUGGUGAUGGAAUAGGCAAGAACUGA